AUUCGACACCCUUUACCUUCUCUAAUCGAAUAGAUCGGAACCAAGAUGGGCGACCACGUCCUCUUCUUCUACGGUACCCACUCCCUAUACCCCCCCCCCCCCCUUUUCAUAUUUCAUACAUACAUAUAUAUACAUCCACAUAUCUCUCUCUCGAUAUUGUUUAUUAUUAUAUUAUUAUAUUACAUGGAUAAUAACUAACCAAAGGAACCCUAAUGGCCCCCCAAAUCCUCUCCCGAGUAAUUCACGGCUCCGCGACCCCCGCACCAUGGCAAACGGCUCUGCUCCAAUUCCAUCCGGCCAUAUUACACGGGUAUCGCAGGCACAGGGUACGAGGGGUGGAUUAUCCGGGUAUAAUAAUAGCUGCAAUACCUGCUGCCACUAUUACAGAAACAGAAACAGAAACAACACCAGUAAUGCCGGCAGCGUCAGUUCUCGGAACUCUAGUGUCGGGCCUGACAAACUGCGACCUGCACCGCCUAGACAUCUUCGAGGGGUCCGAGUACGUGCGUGAGAAAGUGAAAGUCCGGAUUCUUCGAGAGACCUUGCUUGGUGGUGAUGAACCUGAACCUGAACCCGAACCCGGAACGGGGCAUACUGGGGCCAAUGUGAAUGCGAAUAGGAAUAUGGAAUUCAAUGGCGGUGGCGGUGGCUCCGAGGAGCAUUUACGGGAGGUGCUUGAGGCCGCCCGCGCCGAGUUUGCAGAUGAAGCGGAGGAAGUUGACGCGGUGACCUAUGUGUGGGUUGCCGGGAGGGACAGGUUAGAGGAUGCAGAGUGGGAUUUUGAGGCGUUCAAGAGGGAUAAGAUGGCGUGGUGGGUUAAUGCGGAUGAGCGGGAUUGGUAGUCGCUUACUAGUAUAUAGAGAGAGAGAGAGAGAGAGAGAGAGAGAGAGAGACGUGGUGAUUGAUAUUAUUGGAGAAUCAAUGGAAUUGUCUAAGGGGAGGUAGUUAUGAU
Messenger RNA from Aspergillus ochraceoroseus IBT 24754, 952 nucleotides. Its product is annotated as gamma-glutamylcyclotransferase family protein. The transcript has a single exon. The record is from RefSeq and is a predicted model, not a curated record. Lineage: Eukaryota; Fungi; Ascomycota; Eurotiomycetes; Eurotiales; Aspergillaceae. Bases 213 to 842 code for a protein of 209 amino acids.